Messenger RNA from Styela clava, 5054 nucleotides. RefSeq lists its product as uncharacterized. Gene Ontology annotation, molecular function: protein dimerization activity; E-box binding; DNA-binding transcription factor activity. Gene Ontology annotation, cellular component: nucleus. Gene Ontology annotation, biological process: positive regulation of transcription by RNA polymerase II; anatomical structure morphogenesis. The record is from RefSeq and is a predicted model, not a curated record. NCBI's taxonomy places the organism in Eukaryota, Metazoa, Chordata, Ascidiacea, Stolidobranchia, Styelidae.
AAUACAUUCGUAUCGUAAAUUGUUGUAUGCCGAUUUGACUAUAGUCGUCUCCGAUGUGUACUUUAAUGGUUCAGAGCGGCGCUAACCAGAACUACGGGGAAUUAGACAGUGUCAACACAUGUUUGAUACCCAAACAUCUGAGGAAGCCAAUGGUUGCUUAAUAAUUACUAUUUUACGAUUUGUAUUUGAACUUGUAUAUACGACAUUGAACGCCUUAUUAUGCUAUCUAAAUUUUAACUUUUAUUGGGCAAUUCGAACAAAGCGAAUAUGUGCGUCCAUGAUGUUUAAAGUAAGAACUGUGAGAUGUGAGAGAGAGGUAGAAAAACAAUUUUAGGUCUGACUGACACUAUGACAUUCAGAAAGAUUGACCGAGACGUGCCGAUGCUAUUUUCAGAACUUUUAUAAGUAAAUAUCCUAACCUCCUGUUUUCAAACGCGAACCAAAUUUCAACAAAUCUUUUUCGCGGUUAGGUGGUCUACAUUCUAACGUAUGACACGCUUGGCGUUGCUACGUUCAAGUGGGCAUUUCAAACUUACUUAGUUGAAAUCUCCUCUAUCUUUGACAUAGUCAAGAAUGGGCUAUGGAAGCAAGGAGCAGAAUUAAUUAUUGCUCAUCCUAUAUCUGGACACCGAGCUCUUGUCUAACUUUUAUUUACGAAUACUACUGCCUUAGCGUUAGAUUUUAUUCGGUGAUAGUAUAGAUCAAUGAAUUCAGAUCAGUAAUUAGCUUAUUUGAUUGUUUAGUAACAAAGUUUAGCGGAAUGGAUUGGUGUUUUUAUUGCUAAAUAUAGGUUAUGUGCUCCUCUCACAUAACAACAUUAGUCCAGUUAAAAAGAAAAAUAAGGAAAAUGUCUGUCGAAAAAUAUAGAUUUUCAUAUUACCAAGGCUAACGACCGGUAAUUUAGAAAUGUCUAUGCCGGGAUUUAGAUCGCUAAAAGCCGUUGAUUUUCAUAAUCAUGUUGCGGAGGCGGCAAGGCACAGGUUCGCAAAUAAUAGUUACUGUGGUAUUCUAUAUAUAUAUAAAUAUGAAAUAUUUAGUAUUUACAAUGUUUAUCGCAGAAGGUUAAAAAGUGUAUACAUAUCUUCAAUAACAUGAAUACGUCUUGCAGAAACUGAUGCCUCAACUAGUUCAUUGUUUUGUUUUAUGGACCCACCAACGAUACAAAAGGAUGAACAUAAUUUGGGCAUCGAUUCGACAUCUAAAUUACAUUCAAGUUUAGCAGUUGUUUCUUCAGGAACUGUAAUGACGGGAAAUCUGUAUACCUCAACGCCGUGCAGAGUGUUUUCAAAUGUCGUUACGUCUUAUCAUCUAAAGAAUGAUCUUCUAAAGUGUAAACCUCAAAGUCCAACAGAGGAAACUCAACGGAAUUACCAAAAAUGUGACUUCCAAGCGACAUCGUCUGAGAGUAAACGGGAGCUCAUGCCGUCAAUCGACACGGCGCACGAUAUUUAUGCAAAACAAAGUGGGCAAGAACGCAGAAACAGUAGAAACAAAGAAGAAUCUGACAAACAAAGCACAGUAAUGGCUAGGAAAACAACUUUAACUGGAUACCUCAAUGGAUACAUCUUUAAUGCGUCCCACUGUGGAAGUUCAACUAAAAGUCCUGGACAUAACAGCUAUUGUAUUGAUCAUAACGUUCGGGAGCUAAAAUCAUGUGAAAAUAUGAAUGAAAACAAUAACAGAAUGGUACCAGAUAAAUCUCCGGAUCCUACUUAUGUUUCCCCAAAACAGCAUGUUUUCCAGAAAUUGGGAAAAUCAGAAGAAUAUCAUUUCGAAUCUCAUUCGGAUGGCAAUGUAGAACAACCAAGAGCUACAAAAUUGUACCGGGAGAAAAAACAUAAUAAUAUCAAUGUAACCGAUGAUACUUUAAAUGGUAGUGACAUUUUGCAAAAAAUGUACGCUACGUUUGGGUCAGAUGCUGCGACGAUAAGUAGGUUACAUUGCAAAGCUAACAUAAAAAACAAAUAUACGCCAGACAGUCACUUGGAAUCCUGCAAUCCCACAUUUAACAAAUCAUUCAGAAGAGAUGAAAAUGUUCAAUGCACAAAAUGUGAUGACAAAAUUCAUAGGACCCGAGAAGAAUCACAAAAAAAACAAUCAGACAGGAUUAAUUAUAAUGAAAAUUGUCGUCUUCAUCCAUCCAUCGAGCUUGUCCAGCCUAAAAGUGUUUUGUGUAAUUGCAGUUGCAAUAUUGACCUGCCAAAAACUAUAUCAAGUGAACAAAUGGAUUUACCUGGAGAAGAAAUUAUAGAUAGACAAUCGCAAAAUAAUGAUUCGAUCAAUCGAUACAACAUCAAAAAUUCUACGCGAAUCUCUUCCGAAAAUUCCCCCAAUAUGCAUGCAAAAUCUUCUUCUAAAUUAUCCUCUCAUAUCCAUUCUCUAGGGGGCCCAGCAGAAACUACAGGUGUUUGCCGUGAAAAUUCAUAUAAAAUAAGCAAAACAAAGUACCCACUAUGCCCUCGUAGAGACGAAGUGACAGACGCAAGGUGUGAAAAUCGAUUCCACCGAAAGCAAACUAAUAUUGUUAUGAAUAGCCGCCGUUAUUCUUCUGACAAAAAUUGUGAAUCUAAACGAAGAACAAUUGAUUCUAACUAUGAAGCUGAGCGUGACGCUAAAUUCGGCCCAAAUCGCACAAGAGGAUCCAGCACUGAAAAAGAUUACAAUGAAAAUGCAAGAGAAAUUUUUCGUCAUGAUAAAGAAAUAAUCGAGAACUCUCUGCGACAGAAUAAACGAUUGGCAUACGAUAGCCAUUCGAACGAUUUUUCAUUCCAUUCCCCUUACUGGUUAAACGCUUCGACUUUAGCAGCCUUUCAAGCUAGUCUACUCUCUUCCCUUCCGCAAAAUUUUCCGGGAUCCAUGAGUGACCAUAACACGUUGCUACGGUCUUCUUUUUCCGCUGCUUCCGCGGGAAAUCCGUUUGCGCUAGAUGUGAAUGCUUGUGUUUUAAAUCCUUACUUUUACCGUGGCCUUCCUGGAAGCGAGGUAGGCGCAGCAGCUUAUCACAAUGCAGUUGUUCACGAAAUACUUCGUAAUCAAGCGACAUUAAAUCCCAUGCUAGCUCCCGCUAUUGGUGGGAAUAUAAGCGGAUAUCCAAAUCCAAGUGCUUUCAUGCACGGUGGUGUGCCGUUUCCUGAAACGUCCCCAAUUGCUGCUGCAAUUGCAGCCUCAAUGAGGCAAAGCAACUCCUCUUUGUACAAAGAAAUUCCAUCGCAGUACCCCCACAGAAGCUGUAAACUGGACGACAAGGAACCUUGUUUACGCGGCAAUAUUGCAUCCAAGACUGAUAGAAACAUUUCGUCGCCCCCGCCUUUUCGCGAAAGACGACUAUUUGACUCGACGGUUUGUAAAUCCGAAACAAAAAAACUCCGAAUAAACUUCGAAACAAAUGACGAAAAUGGGAAAAUUUCAAAACAAAGUUCAAUUAAUCAAGGAUUUGCCAACAAUGAUAGAAUUUUAACAAGUCGACAAUGUGAUUUGGAAGCUUCUUCUAGAGCGACUUCCCCAACCAUGUCAAAGUUAUCUCUGAAACGUAAAUCACCCCCGCCUCCGGUAGAAAAUCCUCCAGUCACCAUAAAAAGAACGCGUACAAAAAUGGAUACGUCCUACCAAAAACCUACUGUAAAUGAAUUUUUACCUAUAAAUUUGUUGCCAUCGAAAAACGAAGAUGAAGAUAAGACUCAACUAGAAAAACUGCCAUUGGUCACCAAUACAGUAGAAAAAUGUCCUUCCAGUAGACCACCAACAUACAAAAACUUGACUCGAGAAAGGCGAUUAGUUGCAAAUGCUAGAGAAAGAACAAGGGUCCACACGAUUAGUUCUGCAUUUGAAGACUUACGACAGCAAAUUCCAAGUUAUUCGUGCAAUCAAAAGUUGUCUAAACUUGCAAUUUUGCGAAUUGCUUGUUCAUACAUUCAGUCAUUAUCCGUGUUGGCCGGGAGAAGUUCCGGAGGUACUUUUAAAGAGAGUGUUGAUCAGUGUACUCGUGUUUUACAGUUUAAUGCUACUCAGGCCGAAAGUAGAGCAAGAUCGCGAAGGAAGAGCAACAAAGCACAAAUUGAGUGGGAAGUGACAAAUUAUGAGACAGCUCCAUCCGACAAAGAUAACAAUCCGUAUGCAAACCCAUGCCAUUCAAGACGGUCUCAUGGGGCAUCCGUGACGAUCGCUCAUCAUGUUACUGCCGCCAAAUCUUUGUCUCGUGAAUAUACUGCACAGGUGGAUGAUGAGAAACCUAAUCGCAAAAAUGAUGAGUCGCAUUCUCAAUCUCAUAGAGAAUUCUCUGGGGACAGUUAUUCCUUUAAUAUCACUCGGUCUGAUGAAUCAAACGACUCUUGCAAUGAAUCGAACGAAAAUGCGACUGCAGAUAACGUGUCGACAGCGGACGACAGCUUGAAUGCGUGCAGUGAACAGAUUAACGGAUCGCCAAAAAGUGAUACAGAUCAUAGUACCUGGCCUAGUCCGCUGCAUUGUCCCUCUGGGGAUAGUUCCGCAACCACGAACACAUGGCGUGAUAAUAUCCGCACCGCAUCUGCAACAUUUACUUGCCCCAUUUUCAGAAAUACUAACACGAAACAUAUCAAUGACUGUGAUUCGGAUUGUGAAAUGCAAUCUCACGUCAAACACGUAGAUCAGCAAAAUGAUGUAAUAAAUGUAGAAGAUUGAAGUGAGAAAUAGGCGUCAGACAUGGUAUACAAUAUGAUGUAAGUGAAAUUUUCCCUCAUCAAUACUGCCAUGUUAACUCAUGUUGAACAGCGAUUAAUAUGUUUAUUGAUAAAUUGAGAAGUGGUAAAUAAUUUCAUAUUACGACAUUGUCAUUACGAUUAGCUCAAUCAUGCUGUUGCUGCAUUCAACAUUGAAUCAUUUUGAUUUGUUCUAGAUAUAGUAUAAAUUCAUUGAAACAAUCCUUCCAAGCAGCUACACCGAAGCAUGUUCCAUUUGCAAAUUAUUAUUUUUCGAGCUGCAUUCUACUCUAUAUUCAUGUGCAAUAUUUUUGUCAAAUCGUUAAUAUUUUUAAAAAUUGGCAAUGAAAAUAUUUGAAUAAAUAUUUUCUGUGUGUA